GAAUGAUGGAUGUACGCAAGGUUCUAGCUCCAAAGCAUUGUAUUUAGUAUUAUCUUGUAUAUAAAUAUGGAAUAUAAGACCAUAUCCGCCCCAUACAUACAUCACACUCUCAUAAGAACAUACUGAAUUGAAUACCCUGACAGCCUCGCGUAAGGGAGAUCGCCUCCUUUACACUGCCAUCAUUGGUAUUGUAGCUGGAAAACCUAGAUACCACCCUCUAUUUAACACUUUGAACUUGAUGUAUUCUGUAUCUGUUGCCGGCGCUGCAGGGGUCACGGUAGACAACAUGCCGUACUCAAUCAGGUCGAAGGUCAGCGCCAACAGAAACCAUCCCUUCCGGUCCAAAGGCAUCACCUCCGAAGCUCAGGCACACGCGUAUGGGGACCUUGUGAUGCAUGCAGGACAUGUGAGUUUAAACGACGAGAUAGGUGAAUUACGCAUGCAUAAGAACGCUCUAGUAUGGAACUUGAACGCUGACACGAGCGAACUGAAGAAACAAGAAGGUGCAGGUAGUGAAGAAGCCCUCGAUGCACAGGGCGACCCACGAUUUCUGAGUGGAGCAAUUGACUUUAGUUUAGCACGCAUGGGGUUUCUAAAACGGUGUUUUAAGGAUAAAAGAAUAUCUUCGGGCGAUACGUUGGAGUGUCAAUCAGCUGAUCCUGCGCUGUUGUCACACGCCUUUGAACUGCAUAGCAUUCUGAAGCCACGCAACAAGCCCGAAUGGACGCUCAAGACAGACACCCUCAGCUUCAGUAGUGUCGAGGAGUGCACGUUCUGGUACGAUCUUAUCAGUGAGAUGAUCAGGAGCCAAUCAGAACGCCCGAAGAAGCUGUUGGUGUUUGUCAACCCGUAUGGCGGACGGCGGAAGGCUGAGUACAUCUACGACCACUACGCGCGCGAGUUGUUUGCGAACGCACGCAUUGACACGAAGGUGAUCGUGACCACCUAUGCGGAGGAGGCCAAGGACAUCAUGACCACAACAAACCUCAGUCUGUACGACGGUGUGGUUAUCUGCGGCGGUGACGGGUUUCUCAAUCAAUGCAUCAACGCUCUGUUGUCUCGCCCAGACCGUGAUCUUUUCAAUACACUGCGCUUUGGGAUGAUCCCCGGGGGCAGUACUAACACUGUUGCGCUGAGUGUGCACGGAACAGAUGAUAUAGUGACGAGUAUCUUGAAGAUCAUCGCUGGCAAUAGGCAACCGCUGGACUUGUGCAAGACUACCACACUGCACGGAGACCACCUGACAUACUCAGCGUCCAUGGUAGCGUAUGGAUUCUAUGCCGAGGGGGUCAAUAAGGCUGAGGGAUUCCGAUUUAUGGGCCCCAUGCGAUACGACGUCACAGGCUUUGAACAGUUCAUGCGACUUAAUGCACACGAGUGUAUCAUUCGCUUCAAACGAGCCGCACCCAGAACCAAAGCCACAGCCAUAGGCACAGCCACAGCCACUGCCACAGCCCCCGCAGCAAACAACAGGCCUGGGCACAAACAGUCCGAACGAGCCCACACACGCUCAGCAUCACACCUGCCAUCCUCAUCACCCACACCCACCCGCACACACACAUCCGACAAAUUUUCCCAUCUCAUGGCCCGAAGUGCAGAGACGAUUCUCCCAGCCUCAGAGACCACACCCUCGGAACAGCCCUCGCAUAUGAAUAGCCCGGACCUGUCCCAGUGGAUGGGGGGCGGGGCCAAUCCGCACCUGUGCUUGCGGGGGUGCAAGUCUUGCCUGCCAGACCCACCCCAUGCUGUGCCUAUCUCAUCCGUCCGGCGGAGUGAGUCGUCGAACUCACUGCGAUCGCUUAAUCUGGGCACAGGCGAUUGCUCACACAAAGAGAAUGGCAGUGCCACCCGAAAGCCAAAAACAUCUAUCCUCAAGAAAGUCAUGUCCAAGCGCUUGACGAGUACUAAAAGUAAAUCUCUGGGCAAACAGGGGAGCCAUGGGCAUAGUAGAACGCAGGCGAAUGCCGAUACAGACACAGCAAUCUUUGUUGCGAGAGAUAUAGCGGACGAUUGCGCAGAAACUGCUGAUCAACAGAACGCCACAGAUGAUGAUGUACAACUCAAGGCGCACAGUGACCACACCACACCGGACGGUAUAGCUACACUAACUCAGAGCGACCACAUGGACCAUACAGCUAUCACCGCUACCAACACAGACGGAUCUGCCCCAGGUGACGCCUCGAGAGAGGCGAGUGGGUUAGCACUUGAUCACACAACUGUUUCGUCUGUAGACAGCAGCCGUACUGUGCCUGCGGUAGGGGCCACCGCAGAGCCGUUGGAGGAGAGUGAGGGUUUAACUUUUAGUGACAUAGAGGAGGGCACCGAUGCGGACGGGUGGGAAGUGCGGAAGGGCAAUUUCAUUGCCAUCAAUGCGCUGUCUAUGUCUUGCAAACAUCCCAAGUCCGUUAACGGAAUGGCGCCCUUUGCCCACUUGUCUGACGGUACGAUGCUGCUGGUGAUGGUGAGGCAGUGCAGUCGCCCGAAGUAUCUCAAACAUCUGCUGACCGUGCAGAACCCCAAGGCAAACCACUUUGACGACGAUGUCCUCGAGGGAGCUAACGUCUCCGAAUUCGAAGUCAAGGCGAUAUCGAAGCCAUCUGUGUGGAUGGCUGACGGAGAAGUGAUUGAGGGCAUCACCGAUGUACACUGCUCGGCGCAUUACAACCUCAUACAUUACUUUGGGUCAAGACCAGCAGUACCCCCACCUACGAUACCCAGCUCAGUUUUUAGAGAUAAAUCGAGAGAGUAUCCAUAGCUGUAAGCCAAAUAAAUGAAUAAGCGUG
This is a messenger RNA of Sphaeroforma arctica JP610, 2783 nucleotides long. RefSeq lists its product as hypothetical. Bases 239 to 2755 code for a protein of 838 amino acids. The record is from RefSeq and is a predicted model, not a curated record. The transcript has 9 exons. NCBI's taxonomy places the organism in Eukaryota, Ichthyosporea, Ichthyophonida. Gene Ontology annotation, molecular function: kinase activity.